This is a messenger RNA of Haliotis rufescens (red abalone), 564 nucleotides long. RefSeq lists its product as uncharacterized. The record is from RefSeq and is a predicted model, not a curated record. Lineage: Eukaryota; Metazoa; Mollusca; Gastropoda; Lepetellida; Haliotidae. The transcript has a single exon. The coding region runs from base 1 to 564 and encodes 187 amino acids.
AUGCCAGAAAACUUCAAGGAGCGCUUCCCAUCAACAAGGGUCAUUCUAGAUGCAACUGAGACUCUGAUUUGUAAGCCAGGCAAUGUAGAUUACCAGAGGGCCACUUUCUCAAGGUACAAGAACAGGAACACUCUGAAAACUAUGAUUGGUUGUUCUCCUCGAGGUCUUGUUACCUAUGUCAGUGACAGUUAUGGUGGAUCAACAAGUGACAGGCAGAUUAUUGAGAGGUCAGAGUUGUGCAUGCCAGGUGUGUUUUGUGCAAGAGACAGUAUUAUGGCGGACAGAGGCAUUAUGGUGCAGGACAUAUUUUCAUCUUCAGAUGUAAAAGUCAACACUCCAACAAUGCUCAAGGGUCGAAGUCAGCUUGAACCCCAAGAGGUAGUCCACGACCGCAGAGUAUCAUCCAAGAGAAUUCAUAUUGAGCGUGUUAUUGGACUUGGCAAAACUUACAAAAUUCUUAAGAGGGAGCUUCAUCCAUCAAAAGUUCCACUAGGCUCUAGAAUUGUUCGAAUUUGCUAUAUGUUGUCAAACUUUCGCCCAAGCAUUGUCAACCGACUUGCAUGA